Molecule: messenger RNA, 2737 nt
Organism: Oryza brachyantha (malo sina)
Lineage: Eukaryota; Viridiplantae; Streptophyta; Magnoliopsida; Poales; Poaceae
Product: dual specificity tyrosine-phosphorylation-regulated kinase 2-like
Exons: 8
Coding region: 182-2359 (725 amino acids)
Biological process (GO): peptidyl-threonine phosphorylation; peptidyl-serine phosphorylation
Cellular component (GO): cytoplasm
Molecular function (GO): ATP binding; protein tyrosine kinase activity; protein serine/threonine kinase activity
Source: RefSeq, a predicted model, not a curated record
UUCUUCUGACUUCUUUGCGCUUCCAGGCUCCAGUCCAGUCCUUGCUCUCCUCGUCCUCCGUCACUCGCAGACCCGUCCUCUCGCCUCGCCUCGCUUCGCUUCCAAGUCCCAAUGCCGAAGCAACAGCUUACCUCACGGCGCGCGCCAAGGUCUUGAGCGCACCCCAAGCCGUGAUACGCACAUGGCGGCGCCGGGGCUGGACGAGGUCAUGGCGUUCCUCACCGACCACGGCUUCGAGAGCACCGCCUCCGCCCUCCGCGACGACGUCCUCGCGCGCGCCUCCGCCGCCGGGGACGCCGACUCCGAUGCCGCGUUAGAUCCCCAGCUCCCGCCCCUCCGGUUGCCGGCGUCCACCUCCGCAGGCGGUGGGGCGGCGGCGGAGCCUGCAAGCCCCGGCUCCAGCAAUGAUUCGGCGUCGUCCUCUGCCUUCGUCAGCAUGCGCUCCUCACCCUCAGGGAUGCUGAAUCCGUAUGGACUGUGGUCGCCGCCGCACUCGGACGCAUCAUCAUCGGAGAUGGAGUUUGGCACAGCGCGCCAGUACGACGCCACCGACUUCUUUUUCCAAGAAGGUUGGCUUUAUGACGACCAUCUCUUCCAUAGCAAGCCGGAGCUGGACAACAACAAUGGGGAAGACAAGGAGGAGGACAAGUUUGUCCUUGGUGUCCACGAUGGCUCAGGGAGCAUAGAAAUGGGAGUGCUUAGUGCCGGUGACGAUCACCGCCACGAACAUGUUGGAGAUGUCGGUUGUGAGGGAUGCGCGGAGGUGUACACGUGUUCAUCACCGCUCUGCGGAUGCUGUGGCGUGGGACUGAAGAACGAGGAGGGGCUAGAGGUGAUCAAGGAUCCUAGCUCCACCGUGUAUGGGAGGUACCAGAUCAUUGAUGACCAGACAGAGAUACUUGAUGAGUGUGGCAUGGAUGGGCUUCAGUUGAAGCACCCUGGGGACGCUGUGCUCGAGUGUCAUUUGCCAAGAGAUUCUGGGGAAGGAGAUGAGCGAUCGGAGCCGAGUGUAGUGGAGAAGGAGCUUCAAAUGCUCAGUUCAUUUGGUACUAGUGCUGAUGCAGAUGCUUUUACAGGUCCUGGAAUUGUGUGGGAUAUCAGAGACAAUGCCAAGGUGAAUGAUAGCAUUGAAAAGAAUAUGAAAAAUAGUAGCGACAAACAUCUGAAAGAAGGUUAUAGCAUAGACCCUUUCCCUGAGAGUGCUGAUGAUGAUGCCUUUGAGUUUGGAGAUAUCGGGCCAUUGAGUAGUGAUGCCCGAAACUCUACUGUUAAAGCUGAGGAAGAAGACACAAAGACAAAUGUUGAUCUCUCUCUCGCUAAUUUCCAUCGAGAAUAUGAGGUAUUUGAACUGAGAAUUGUCCACCGCAAGAACAGGACCGGAUUUGAAGCAAGCAAAGAUUUCCCCAUUGUCAUAAAUUCAGUUAUAGCAGGAAGAUAUUAUGUCACUGAAUACCUUGGCUCAGCUGCAUUCAGUAAAGUUGUGCAAGCACAUGAUCUUCAGACAGGAACGGAUAUUUGCCUUAAAAUAAUAAAAAAUGAUAAGGAUUUCUUUGAUCAGAGUCUGGAUGAAAUCAAGCUUCUGAAGUUUGUGAACAAAUAUGAUCCAUUAGAUGAGCAUCAUGUGUUGCGUCUCUAUGACUAUUUUUAUCAUCAGGAACACCUUUUUAUUGUCACUGAAUUACUGCGAGCAAAUCUAUAUGAAUUCCAAAAAUACAAUCAGGAAUCUGGUGGUGAAGCAUACUUCACAUUGCCUAGAAUACAGUCAAUAGCUCGGCAAUGUUUAGAAGCCUUGGUAUAUUUGCAUCAUUUGAGGAUCAUUCACUGUGACCUGAAGCCUGAGAAUAUCCUUAUAAAGAGCUACAGCAGGUGCGAAAUUAAGAUUAUUGAUCUUGGAAGUAGUUGCUUCUUGACGGACAAUUUAUGCCUCUAUGUACAAUCACGGUCUUAUCGAGCUCCUGAGGUCAUUUUGGGCCUUCCUUAUGAUCAGAGGAUUGAUAUUUGGUCUCUUGGUUGCAUCCUUGCGGAACUCUACACUGGUGAUGUAUUAUUUCCUAAUGAACCAGUGCCCAUGAUGCUUGCUCAAAUGAUCGGGAUAAUUGGCCCAAUUGACAUGGAAAUGCUUGCACUGGGAGAGGAGACACAAAAGUAUUUCACCGAUGAUUACGACCUUUUCACCAAGAACGAGGAAACAGAUCAAUUCGAGUAUUUGAUCCCACAGAAGUCCUCUCUGCAACGUCACUUGCAAUGCGCUGACUCAGAGUUUGUUGAUUUUCUGUCCUAUCUGCUGCAAAUAAACCCCAGAAGAAGACCAACAGCAAGUGAAGCACUACAACAUCAUUGGCUUUCAUUUGCAUACUAACGACUAAUGAGAAAUCAACCGGUCGUUUCGUCUGUUUUAAUUCCUUUGUUCGAUUGCUCCCAAGUCGAAUCUUCUGCAAAAUGGAUUCUGAUAUUUCCCCCAUGACAUGGAACAUUACACAUUCCUUGAGUUUUAGAAGGAUUUACCUCUGUGGUUGCAGAGUUUUCUUAUUCCGUUUCUCCAGGGCAAUUCUUGGAGUGGAAGCCCUGCUUUCAGUGUUAAGAUUCAUGAGUGUAUGUAAAUAUGAGGAAUUUUUCCUGUGUACAUGUACAGUUGAAACAAGCUCUUUGUAAGCCUCUGGUUCUUCUUUGACAGCAGAAUGAAAAUACGAAAUAAUCAUCCAGCAUUUAUUCAGCUGUGGACGUACUUAUAUUAAAA